Molecule: messenger RNA, 933 nt
Organism: Fukomys damarensis (Damara mole-rat)
Lineage: Eukaryota; Metazoa; Chordata; Mammalia; Rodentia; Bathyergidae
Product: olfactory receptor 6C2
Exons: 1
Coding region: 1-933 (310 amino acids)
Biological process (GO): G protein-coupled receptor signaling pathway
Cellular component (GO): membrane
Molecular function (GO): olfactory receptor activity; G protein-coupled receptor activity
Source: RefSeq, a predicted model, not a curated record
AUGAGGAAUAAGACAGUAACAACUUUCAUUUUAUUAGGACUGACAGAUGAUCAACAACUUCAGGUUCUGGUUUUUGUGUUUCUCUUUCUCGCCUAUAUGCUGAGUAUGACUGGGAAUCUGACUAUCAUCAGCCUCAUCUUAGUAGACUCUCACCUUAAGACAGCCAUGUACUAUUUUCUACAAAAUUUUGCUUUCUUGGAGAUAGUAUUCACCUCCGCAUGUAUUCCAAGAUAUUUGUAUAACAUAGCAACAGAUGACAAGAUGAUUACUUAUAAUGCCUGUGUCAGUCAAGUAUUGUUUAUUGACCUCUUUGGUGUAACUGAAUUUUUUCUUCUGGCUGCCAUGUCCUAUGAUCGCUAUGUGGCCAUCUGUAAGCCCCUACAUUAUGUGACCAUCAUGAGUCACACAAUCUGCAGAAAAUUCGUCUUUUGUUGUUGGGUAGCUGGUCUGUGUAUUAUAAUUCCUCCACUCAGCCUAGGACUAAAGCUCGAGUUUUGUGAUUCUAAUAUCAUUGACCACUAUAUCUGUGAUGCAUCUCCCCUCUUGAAAAUCUCUUGUUCAAAUACCUGGGUCAUGGAACAGACAGUUAUAUUCUGUGCCGUACUGACCCUCAUUGUGACACUCAUAUGUGUAGUUCUUUCUUACAUUUACAUCAUUAAGACAAUUUUAGGAUUUCCUUCUGCCCAGCAAAAGAAGAAAGCCUUUUCUACUUGUUCAUCCCACAUGAUAGUGGUUUCUAUCUCCUAUGGUAGCUGCAUCUUCAUCUACAUCAAACCUUCUGCAAAGGAAGAGGUGACCAUAAACAAGGGUGUGACAGUCCUCACUACUUCCAUCGCUCCUAUGCUGAACCCCUUCAUUUACACACUGAGAAACAAGCAAGUAAAACAGGCCUUCAAGGACUCAAUCAAAAGAAUUAUAUUUUACAAAAAAUAA